Messenger RNA from Mucor mucedo, 444 nucleotides. RefSeq lists its product as uncharacterized. Bases 1 to 444 code for a protein of 147 amino acids. The record is from RefSeq and is a predicted model, not a curated record. The transcript has a single exon. NCBI's taxonomy places the organism in Eukaryota, Fungi, Mucoromycota, Mucoromycetes, Mucorales, Mucoraceae.
AUGAAGAUGUUUAUUCGAUUUGCCACCUUGGGUUUAAUUGCCGCUGUUGUUAUGUCAUCUGUCUCCGCCGAAAAGGCUUCAACCGGUAACAAUCUUGUAGCUUCUGGUAGUCCUGCUCACGCAGCUGCUUUACCAGUUAAACGUACCUCUUUAUCUCGUAGAAAAGUAGCCUCUUUGAUUGAACGCAGAAGAAGAAUGUGCGACCAUCAUAACCACCGAAACUACCACGAUGGUGAUGAGAUCAAGCACCAUUACCGUCCUCGCCACCGCCAUUGUGGUGGUGGUUCCAUUGGCCACUGUGACAGCGACGAUUAUGAUGACUAUAAUGAUGAAUAUGACUUUGAUGAUGAGGAUUACUAUGAGUGUGACGAGUGUGACGAAUGUGAUGGUGAUGAUUUCGGUUACAUGAGUUGGGAAGACUAUGAAGACGAGAUUACCAAGUAA